AUGACCGUGUCAUCCACUGGUGCGGUUGCAUGGAAUAUUCAUGCGUUGGGACCCGUCAGGUCCGUCACAAGCAGCCCUGGCAGAGAUCUUGCGGCGGUGGAUGCCAUGUUGGGCCUUGGAACGAUCCCUGUGGUGAUCGCCUCGACCCGAAGCGAACCAGCCCCGACUCUCAUCGCCGAGGCCAGGGAUUCCGUGACGAAUGAAUGCCUUGCCGGCUCUGCUAAACUCACCCCAUUGGGACGACUUGUCCGACCACUGAGAGGCCAAGCCCACGGCCACAGGCAAGACCACGGGUGCCAUCACAAUGUACCACGAUCCCCGUACGUUUGGCGAAAUACCAACAACUCGUCGAGGCUGGUAGAUGAUGCUGCCAUGUCCCUCUACAUUCUAAGGCUGUUUGUCGAACCCCAUAGCCCGCGACUGGUAGUAGAUGCCACCAGGAAAUGGUACGAUUCCAUGGUUCCAGCCCUAACUAUAGUAGGAGGGGGUGGGCUCUUGGUAAAUGUCCCCAAUACCGCUGCUGGUCGACUCCCUGCUGUGGUCGACAAAAGGCGAGCGUCACAUAGUGAAAGAUCAACACGACUCCGGCACGUUGACCCCGACCUGGCCGAUUGCUGGGUCUCGUCUCAGAAUUGUGUGACCAGGGGGGGAGUGGUAUCCGGGGCCAUUACAAUCAUCAUUUUGAUUGUUCAAAAUCGAGGCUGUUCGAUGCCGGAACAGCGAGGCGCGACGAAAUUUCAAGCACGUAACAGCGAAGCUUUUGGCGCCGUGGAUCGAGAACGCUUGAGAUUGACCAUUUCCCAGGAGAUGGUGUCGAAGCGCGCAGCAUUUUUAGUCAUGGCCCUUCGAAUGUGA
This is a messenger RNA of Verticillium alfalfae VaMs.102, 855 nucleotides long. RefSeq lists its product with no specific name. Lineage: Eukaryota; Fungi; Ascomycota; Sordariomycetes; Glomerellales; Plectosphaerellaceae. The transcript has 8 exons. The coding region runs from base 1 to 855 and encodes 284 amino acids. The record is from RefSeq and is a predicted model, not a curated record.